Molecule: messenger RNA, 157 nt
Organism: Striga hermonthica
Lineage: Eukaryota; Viridiplantae; Streptophyta; Magnoliopsida; Lamiales; Orobanchaceae
Source: the annotation of a GenBank genome assembly
ACAUCUCACAUAUCCACAUCCGGCGCCCGAUUAGGUAGAAACGGUUCGACGUUCAGCGCGACGAUUGUUGACCAGGCCAUCGUCCAUUCACUAACCCUGGUAUCUGCAACUGCAACAUACCUUCAGGCAUGCUUCAGACUAAAUUCGACGUCUGCUC